Plasmodium vinckei vinckei is the source of this 756-nucleotide messenger RNA. RefSeq names its product conserved Plasmodium protein, unknown function. Bases 1 to 756 code for a protein of 251 amino acids. Lineage: Eukaryota; Apicomplexa; Aconoidasida; Haemosporida; Plasmodiidae. The transcript has a single exon. The record is from RefSeq and is a predicted model, not a curated record.
AUGGUGAAAAUUCAGAAAAAGUUGAAAGGAUUUACAGAUGGAAUAAAAAUAUUAGGGACUUUUCAUAAUGACAAAUAUGUAAGUGAUGAAAAUGAAAAUGAUGAUAUAAUAAAUAAUCCUUUAUAUAAAAACAUUAAUGACGAUAGACAAACAAAUAUUAAUCUCGAUUUUAAUAUUAAAGAAGUUAUACAAAACCAAAUAAAUUACAAAAAUCUUAAUUUAUAUUUAAAUAAAAAUGAUACAUCCAUUCUUUUAUCAAUACUUUUAUACAAAAUUUUAAUGAAAAAACCACAAAAUAUUGUUGAGUAUAUUAUUAACGAAUUAAACGUUAUACUUAAUCAACAUACAUUGGAAAAGGAUGAAAAUAUAAAUUCUCAAAGUAGUAAUAAUAAUACUUAUAUGGAAUUAUCAAAUUGUGACGAUAUUAAUAAAGAUAUAAAAAAUUCCUUAGACAAACAACACACAAUUAUAAAUCCAAAACCAAUGGAAUUAAUAAAUAGUAAAACAUUUUUAGGAGAUGAUAUAUUGAGCUUAGAAAAUUUAUUAAGUAUUGUAAAUUUUACUAAAAUUCAAAAUUCUGAUCAAAUUUAUUUUUAUAAUUUAUUAAAAAUAUUAAAACAAUUUAAAAAUUUUAAAAAUGAUUGUAUACUUUUAAAUGAAAAUAUUAAUCCUAGUGAUAUUAUACCUAUGAACAAAGCUUUUCAUUUAGCUACCCUUUUUUACACUAAUCAUUUUUCGAGCUCUUUCAUUAAUUAG